UAUAUCUAUAUAUAUUUGUAUACAAAUCUUAUAUAGUAGACAUAAUCAGAAUAAUGUGUCCUGCCUUCAAAUGUUUGGCUUACUGGCUUACUUAAUGAUAUGUUGUCUAUCAUUAUUGUCCUUCGAGAGGCAUUCUCGCGAUCAUCAGGUUGCCGGAAAAGUAAAAUUGCUAUUUAUAGAUAGUAGUAGCAAAAUGGCAAUUCAGUGGUUCAAUAAAACGAUAGUUUGUGGUACAACUGCAGUUGCUGCAUUAUUUUAUUGUGUUGUUAUACUGCGUAAUCGCAAGGAGAACAAGGAAAUAGACAAGCCUGGUGACAAUAUAGCUUUUGAGAUUAAAAUAAUUAAUCCACAUUCGCCAAAUAUACAUAAUGGAAAACAAGGUUUUGUUAAAAAUUCGGCUAAUCUAAAUAAUGAGACAUUAACGUCAAAAGAGCAAGUCAUUUUUCAUUUCAAAACAGAAUGCAGUCAAAACAAGCUGCAGUCAAAACAAAAUGUAUCUACCGGUUCAGUACAACCACUACGAAAUAAAAAAUUAUUUUCGAUGCAAUCGAAGACGGAAAAAGGCUGUAAUUCAAUUAUUUUGAAUAGUGCUAGAUUUCUUACACACGAUGAGUCAAACGAAAGGAUUAUUCCAAAUAAUAUCGCUUUAUCCUAUGAAAGUAAUGCACAAGAUAAUUUAAAUCAUUCACUAAUUAUUCGUAUUGGUAACUUAAGGAACUCAACAAAUAAUAGAGUCCAAAUAAAGAUUUUCAACAAACCAAUAAAACAAUCGAUGUUAGAUAUAUUCAGUACUUUUGCAAAUUAUUCUACUAGUAACAGAUCUGUCAAUCAAACUAUGAUCAAUCAGAAUGAAAACCAAGAAAUUGGCAUCAUGAUUUCACCGCUCAAUAGUUGGCACAUUGUGAAUUCUUUCAUAACGUUUUAUGGAAAUCAAUUAACAGUAAGUACAAGCAAUAAACAACAUAUAAAAAAAAUAGAAAAAAAUGAUAUAACUGUUAUUAUCAAUGCUCCUGUAUAAAUAUGAAGACGACAUAAUCGGAAAGCGUCAAUAUUUCUUAAAGAUUUCAUAUUUCUGAGAAAUGUCGAGUCAAUUUCUUGUGCGCAGAAGAAAAUUGUAUUAAUUGCAUGUUUGAUAAUGUGCUAAUAUCUUUUUAUUUUUAUAAAUUAAUAAAUAAUUUUUAUUUGUCUUAUAUAUUUUAAUUUCUCGUAGAAGUACACAAAGCACAAUAAUCGCUGUCAUUCAUUUUUAAUAAUAUGUAAGAAUAUAUUAUAUAUUU
Molecule: messenger RNA, 1277 nt
Organism: Formica exsecta
Lineage: Eukaryota; Metazoa; Arthropoda; Insecta; Hymenoptera; Formicidae
Exons: 4
Coding region: 71-1018 (315 amino acids)
Source: RefSeq, a predicted model, not a curated record